GUAUGGAGCCUACUUAAAAGAAAGAAAGAAAGGAAUGCAAAUACUUAUCCAGACCUGCUGAAUCCAGAACUCUAGCAGGGUGUUUUAACAAGCGCUCCAGGCCGUUGUGAUGCAUACCCAAGUUAGAACUACUGGGUUUAUGCAUUUAUGGUCAGCUGUGCUACAGAGUAUAUCUGAAUUAUGGGAGGGACUCCUUCCAGAUUAUACCAUAGGCUAAUGUUUCACAUGUAUCUGCCCUUCCAAGAUGUGAGAGAAUUACUGGAUAGAGAAAAGGUAAAUGUGUGGGGUUGGGGAAAAGAAAGGAAUACUUUUGAGAUGGAUCUUCUGCUAUGCAGUAAUGAUAAACUCCAGUGACCAAGCAGGUCUGUUUCCUUAUAGGUCUUAGGGACUCCCUGCCUUCCAGUUCUCUUUUUCUUAGCUCUUUGGUGACAUGCAGAAUGAGGAUAAUCUGAAUCUGUGGUACUGAUUGAUGAAGGUGGAAAAGUUCAUUUUAGGAUUGUGACUGUGUGGUCAGCAGGUAUAACCAGGCAAGUAAAUUGACUAAGAAAGUGAUUCUUGAAAAUGGCACUGAGGCCAGUUUGGGAGCUUUGAUUAAACGCCAUGAUGUCCCUUCUGCUCGUGAUGGCCAACUGAUCUGAGAACAGGGCCUUUGGUGAUCUACUGGUCUCUUAGUAGGACAUCCUUAAUGACCUCCCUCCUUCUCUCACACCUUAGCCUUUCAGUGGCUAGCCAGAGUCUUGCUGUGAUUCCUUUCCUUGUGACCCUUGUCUUUCCUUGUGACCCUUGUCUUAAAGUCCUAGCUUCUCUAAGUCAACUCCUGACAAGCUGCCCAUCUUUGAAGUGGUUGAGAUCUCUCCGAGAAGUGAACUUUUGAGCCAAAAAGUUGUAUGACUUGAUAAAUAAUGAUUGUGCUUGGCACAGAAGUGGAAGUUUGAGAAAUGGUCCAGGAAUAAACAGUAACAAUGCAAAGACAUAGUGUAGAACCAGUGUUUUAGUACACCUGCACUUUCUGAAAACCUGAUGCGGUUUCUGUAUUGUUCCCAUUAAAAACAAGUUUCCUUGUACCAGGCCUCUUUUCCCUCCUGUCUGAGGAGUGAAGCUGUGAUCACUGUGACCUGGCUGCCAUGAAGGCCAAGGCUUCUAGGAGGCAGUGUACUGACAGUUUGAUCUGUGAUUUGACAUUUAUGGGUACAGACAAAUAAUUUUAGUAGGGAGUCCUAUGUUCUUUGUGUGUGCUUGUGUGUUUUAAUCUCCCUUUGUCAUCCCUCUGCCUUCUAGCUUGAUUUUCUCUAGUUUUUGUUUUUUACCUUUUCCGUUCCCUCUUUGAUGUCUAACUCUGUUGGUAGAAUGCAGAGCACAUGGAGGCCUAGUAAUUUUACCAUACUAGAGCUGGUAAAGUGUCUUUAUUGGAGAUGCAAUUUACACCAUUUUGAGAUCAACUGCUAUCUGUGUGCCUCAGUUGGAGGUACCUGCCCUAAGGAGAGGCAGGAAGUGCCUUUGUCUAAUUAACUAACAAGCAGAAGUUUUCCUAAAUGAUCUCUACCUCUUCUACUCUCUUUCCCACUUUAUUGCCUUUGGCCUGGAGACUGUUUUGUAGCCUUCCUCAAUCUGUUUUUGGGGUUGUGUUGGUACAGGACAGAUUGUAACAUUUUUGUUUUUCUUUCUAGUCUGUGAUUUGAAUCCUCUGCUUUCCCAGUGCAGCUUUGAAUCGGCUUCUUUAAAACCCCUACAUGAAACCUCAAGUGACCAAUAUGUGGUCUCAUUAUGGUAUUUUGGGUUAAAAUAAAAUGAGAUUGAGAUAGCUGGGUUCACCCACCCAGACGUAUUCACCAAAAGGAAACUCUGUGUGCCUUGAAUAAGACAAUCUCCAAAGAGUGUGUGAGCUAAAACGAAAACAGACUUGGGGGUGGGGGUGAGGAAAAGAUAAAUUUUAGCUAGAUUUGCAUAACUUAGCUUGCCAGGUAUCCAUCUCAAUUUGAUUAUACUGGCCAGAGAUAGCAAAUAAAGAGGAGAGACAACUAAACUUCAGAAAAGAUAGCUAGUAACUUUGGUCUGGCCCAGGCAUAUUUCUGGUGUAACUGACGGAGCCAGCCAGGGUCUCCUGUACACAUUUGUGUCAACAGUGGUGUAGAGGAGGUUGGUACCAACGUGCUUUUGGAGCUUUGAAAAGAACUGGAGAAUUCACAGGACUGUAUGGCUUUUCAUUCAGGGAAUUGCUGACCUUAAAAAAAGCCUGAGGAUUUAAGAGGCAUCUAUAAUCUUAAUAAGGUUGGCUGUGCCCUGGGCCAUUCUUUAACUUACUUGAUUGUGCCUGUUAGAGUUCAGAGUAGAUUUCGGGGGACGAGGAGAAAGACUGGCAUUUUUGGAAAGUGGUCCAAGGCAGCCCUAGGAAUUAAACACAGUGGCAUUGCUGCUUCACAGUGUCUUUACAGGACUUGAUUGGAUUGAUGACAAACGGAAUCUCCGACUGCAUGUAAAUCAAGUUCCUACAGCUCAGUGAUGUGUCACAGAUACCUUUUUUAGUACAGAAGGAGAAAUUUUGGCAGGAUGUAGAACUGUGCACUUAGAGAAAUUUAGGAUCUUUUUAUAUAACCCAUGCAAGACCAGUCCAAGUUUGGAAUUACAGAUAAAAUAAAAGGAGUGGGGGAAAAUGAGAGCUUCUUAAAGAGAAAGCAAAUGAGGCCUUAAAGUUUUGCGACUAUGAGCAGUUUUUGCCUUUGCCUUUUUUGUUUGUUUUUAAGCAGUUAUCUGCAAAGCAGUUUAAUAUGGAAGAAGGAAGAGUAUUUCAGAAACUAGGUCAGAAGAAGUAAGCAUGAUUUAGAAGUGUUGUCUUUAUUGAAAAGUUGCUAUGUGCUCUCCUGGGUGAAGCUGUGUUUGUAAGGUUACAUGACCCUUGACUCUCUAUUCCUUACGUGUACUGUAUCACUUCAUGAUAAGGGACAAGUAAGCAGGGCAGAAACUGUCUUAAAAACCGUGCCACUCCGUAGGGCUUGUGGUCCAUCCACACUAAGGUCCUUUUCCUAAUAGAAACACCAAAGAAUGGUUUGUGGGAGGAAGUACCUUUUCCUGGUGUCAACCCAGACCACCUCAUGUGGGUAGCAAGGUCUCUACAUUGUUUUUAAUUAUCGAGCGCAGUACUGGGAUGCGACAUCCCAACCUGUCUUUCUUGCAUACCAUCAGGAUUUCCUAGACUUUGAUCCUAUUCCCCAUUUUUCAGGAAUUUGGGGGGAUAAUAACUUUUUAGCUCACUUAAUUGCCCAAUCCUGUUAUGGACUUACUUGCCAAUGUAAGAAGUCUAUGGCAGAACUUUUUUUUUUGGAAAACCUGUGAGUACCCACCUUCCAUUUGCAGGUUGCUUACAGUAAUGCAACAAAUACUUACUGAGCUUCUACAAUGUAUCAGUCACUGUGUUGUGAACAUAGGAUUCAUAAUUUCUGCUUCCGUGGAGUACUUUCUAGUGGGGGAAGAUGUAAGUAAGUAAUUACAAAUAACCAUUAUGAAGUUGUAAUAAAUGCGCGGGAGAAGUGCGACCUUCAGUAAAUUAUCUUCUGACUAUUUUUUAAAGUAAAUUUUAUAUAUGAUUACCUUGGCUACUGGGUGGCUUUGUAAUGCUGGGCUCUUGGGAUGGGUACUGGUCAGUUCUGAUUCCCUUUCCCUUCACUGCUCCAGGGUCAAGUGUUACAGGAAAUUCUCCAUCUAAGAUUGGACUUGUAAUGGGCUAGAGUCCAUUGUUUCUCCUCGAGGCUCUUCUUUGUGUGGAGAUGCAUUGCAGGACAUUUGGCAUCCUGCUCCCCAGCCAUCCAGUCCAAUGGAUCAGAUGGGCAAGAUGAGACCUCAGCCAUAUGGCGGGACUAACCCAUACUCGCAACAACAGGGACCUUCAUCAGGACCGCAGCAAGGACAUGGGUACCCAGGGCAGCCAUAUGGGUCCCAGACUCCGCAGCGGUACCCAAUGGCCAUGCAGGGCCGGGCGCAGAGUGCCAUGGGCGGCCUCUCUUAUGCACAGCAGAUUCCUCCUUAUGGACAACAAGGCCCCAGUGGGUAUGGUCAGCAGGGCCAGACUCCGUAUUACAACCAGCAAAGUCCUCACCCCCAGCAGCAGCAGCCACCAUACUCCCAGCAGCCACCGUCCCAGAAUCCUCACGCCCAGCCUUCCUAUCAGCAGCAGCCGCAAUCUCAGCCACCACAGCUCCAGGCUUCCCAGCCUCCCUACUCCCAGCAGCCAUCCCAGCCUCCACAUCAGCAGUCCCCGACUCCAUACCCCUCCCAGCAGUCCACCACCCAGCAGCACCCACAGAGCCAGCCCCCUUACUCACAGCCGCAGGCACAGUCUCCCUACCAGCAGCAGCAACCUCAGCAGCCAGCCUCCUCGACGCUCUCCCAGCAGGCUGCGUACCCUCAGCCCCAGUCUCAGCAGUCGCAGCAAACUGCCUAUUCCCAGCAGCGCUUCCCUCCACCACAGGAGUUAUCUCAAGAUUCAUUUGGGUCUCAGGCAUCCUCAGCCCCCUCCAGUAAGGGAGGGCAAGAAGAUAUGAACCUGAGUCUUCAGUCAAGACCCUCAAGCUUGCCUGAUCUGUCUGGUUCAAUAGACGAUCUCCCAAUGGGGACAGAAGGAGCUCUGAGUCCUGGAGUGAGCACAUCAGGGAUUUCCAGCAGCCAAGGAGAGCAGAGUAAUCCAGCUCAGUCUCCUUUCUCUCCUCAUACCUCCCCUCACCUGCCUGGCAUCCGAGGCCCCUCCCCAUCCCCUGUUGGCUCUCCCGCCAGUGUUGCUCAGUCUCGCUCAGGACCACUCUCGCCUGCUGCAGUGCCAGGCAACCAGAUGCCACCUCGGCCACCCAGUGGCCAGUCGGACAGCAUCAUGCAUCCUUCCAUGAACCAAUCAAGCAUUGCCCAAGAUCGAGGUUACAUGCAGAGGAACCCCCAGAUGCCCCAGUACAGUUCCCCUCAGCCCGGCUCGGCCUUAUCUCCGCGUCAGCCUUCAGGUGGACAGAUGCACACAGGCAUGGGCUCCUACCAGCAGAACUCCAUGGGGAGCUACGGUCCCCAGGGGAGUCAGUAUGGUCCACAGGGAGGCUACCCCAGGCAGCCAAACUAUAACGCCUUGCCCAAUGCUAACUACCCCAGUGCAGGCAUGGCCGGAAGCAUGAACCCUAUGGGUGCUGGAGGUCAGAUGCAUGGGCAACCUGGCAUCCCACCUUAUGGCACACUCCCUCCAGGGAGAAUAAGUCAUCCCUCCAUGGGCAACCGGCCUUAUGGCCCUAACAUGGCCAAUAUGCCACCUCAGGUUGGGUCAGGGAUGUGUCCCCCACCAGGGGGCAUGAACCGGAAAACUCAAGAAACUGCUGUCGCCAUGCAUGUUGCUGCCAACUCUAUCCAAAACAGGCCACCAGGCUACCCCAAUAUGAACCAGGGGGGCAUGAUGGGAACUGGACCUCCCUACGGACAAGGGAUUAAUAGUAUGGCUGGCAUGAUCAACCCUCAGGGACCCCCGUAUCCCAUGGGUGGGACCAUGGCCAACAAUUCAGCAGGGAUGGCAGCCAGCCCAGAGAUGAUGGGCCUUGGGGAUGUCAAGUUAACUCCAACCACCAAAAUGAACAAUAAGGCAGAUGGGACACCCAAGACAGAAUCCAAAUCCAAGAAAUCCAGUUCUUCUACUACAACCAAUGAGAAGAUCACCAAGUUGUAUGAGCUGGGUGGUGAGCCUGAGAGGAAGAUGUGGGUGGACCGUUAUCUGGCCUUCACGGAGGAGAAGGCCAUGGGCAUGACAAAUCUGCCUGCUGUGGGUAGGAAACCUCUGGACCUCUAUCGCCUCUAUGUGUCUGUGAAGGAGAUUGGUGGAUUGACUCAGGUCAACAAGAACAAAAAAUGGCGGGAACUUGCGACCAACCUCAACGUGGGCACCUCAAGCAGUGCUGCCAGCUCCUUGAAAAAGCAGUACAUCCAGUGUCUCUAUGCCUUCGAGUGCAAGAUUGAACGGGGAGAAGACCCUCCCCCAGACAUCUUUGCAGCUGCUGAUUCCAAGAAGUCCCAGCCUAAGAUCCAGCCUCCCUCUCCUGCGGGAUCUGGGUCUAUGCAGGGGCCACAGACACCUCAGUCAACUAGCAGUUCCAUGGCAGAAGGAGGAGACCUGAAGCCACCAACUCCAGCAUCCACACCACACAGUCAGAUCCCGCCCUUGCCAGGCAUGAGCAGGAGCAAUUCGGUCGGGAUCCAGGAUGCCUUUCCUGAUGGAAGUGACCCCACAUUCCAGAAGCGGAAUUCCAUGACUCCAAAUCCUGGGUACCAGCCCAGUAUGAAUACCUCUGACAUGAUGGGGCGCAUGUCCUACGAGCCAAAUAAGGAUCCUUAUGGCGGCAUGAGGAAAGCGCCAGGGAGCGAUCCCUUCAUGUCCUCAGGGCAGGGCCCCAAUGGCGGAAUGGGAGACCCCUACAGCCGAGCUGCCGGCCCUGGGCUGGGAAAUGUGGCGAUGGGACCGCGACAGCACUAUCCCUAUGGAGGUCCUUAUGACAGAGUGAGGACGGAGCCUGGAAUAGGACCCGAGGGAAACAUGGGCACUGGAGCCCCACAGCCGAAUCUCAUGCCUUCCAACCCAGACUCGGGGAUGUAUUCUCCCAGCCGCUACCCCCCGCAGCAGCAGCAGCAGCAGCAACGACAUGAUUCCUAUGGCAAUCAGUUCUCCACUCAAGGCACCCCUUCCGGCAGCCCCUUCCCCAGCCAGCAGACCACAAUGUAUCAGCAGCAGCAGCAGAAUUACAAACGGCCAAUGGAUGGCACGUACGGCCCUCCCGCCAAGCGGCACGAAGGGGAGAUGUACAGCGUGCCGUACAGCACGGGGCAGGGGCAGCCCCAGCAGCAGCAGUUGCCCCCAGCCCAGCCCCAGCCUGCCAGCCAGCAGCAAGCUGCCCAGCCUUCCCCUCAGCAAGAUGUGUACAACCAGUAUGGCAACGCCUAUCCUGCCACUGCUGCCGCUGCUACUGAGCGCCGACCAGCGGGUGGCCCCCAGAACCAGUUUCCAUUCCAGUUUGGCCGAGACCGUGUCUCUGCACCCCCCGGCUCCAAUGCCCAGCAGAACAUGCCACCGCAGAUGAUGGGCGGCCCCAUCCAAGCAUCGGCUGAGGUCGCUCAGCAAGGCACCAUGUGGCAGGGGCGUAAUGACAUGACCUACAAUUACACCAACAGGCAGAGCACUGGCUCUGCCCCCCAGGGCCCCGCCUAUCAUGGCGUGAACCGAACAGAUGAAAUGCUGCAUACGGAUCAGAGGGCCAACCAUGAAGGCCCGUGGCCUUCCCAUGGCACGCGUCAGCCUCCAUAUGGUCCCUCUGCCCCCGUGCCCCCCAUGACAAGGCCCCCUCCAUCCAACUACCAGCCCCCGCCAAGCAUGCAGAAUCACAUUCCUCAGGUAUCCAGCCCCGCUCCCCUGCCCCGGCCAAUGGAGAAUCGCACCUCUCCUAGCAAGUCUCCAUUCCUACACUCUGGGAUGAAGAUGCAAAAGGCAGGUCCCCCAGUACCUGCCUCGCACAUAGCACCCGCCCCCGUGCAGCCACCCAUGAUCCGGCGGGACAUUACCUUCCCACCUGGCUCUGUCGAAGCCACACAGCCUGUGUUGAAGCAGAGGAGGCGGCUCACAAUGAAAGACAUCGGAACGCCGGAGGCAUGGCGGGUAAUGAUGUCCCUCAAGUCUGGGCUGCUGGCCGAGAGCACGUGGGCAUUAGACACCAUUAACAUCCUGCUCUACGAUGACAACAGCAUCAUGACCUUCAACCUCAGUCAGCUCCCAGGUUUGCUAGAGCUCCUUGUGGAAUAUUUCCGACGUUGCCUGAUCGAGAUCUUUGGCAUUUUAAAGGAGUAUGAAGUGGGUGACCCAGGACAGAGAACACUACUGGACCCUGGGAGACUCAGCAAGGCAUCUAGUCCAGCCCCCGUGGAAGGGGAGGAGGAGGAAGACCUUCUAGGUCCUAAACUAGAGGAGGAAGAAGAGGAGGAAGUAGUGGAAAAUGACGAGGAGAUGGCCUUUUCGGGCAAGGACAAGGCAGCCUCAGAGAGUAGUGAGGAGAAACUGAUUAGUAAGUUUGACAAGCUUCCGGUAAAGAUCGUGCAGAAGAAUGACCCGUUUGUGGUGGACUGCUCAGAUAAGCUUGGGCGCGUGCAGGAGUUUGACAGUGGCCUGCUGCACUGGCGGAUUGGUGGGGGGGAUACCACUGAGCAUAUCCAGACCCACUUUGAGAGCAAGACAGAGCUGUUGCCGACCCGGCCUCAUGUGCCCUGCCCACCAGUCACCCGGAAACAGGUCACGGCAGCAGAGGGUAUGCCAGGGACAACAGAACAGGAGGGCCCCCCGCCUGAUGGCCCUCCAGAGAAACGGAUCACAGCCACAAUGGAUGACAUGUUGUCCACCCGGUCUAGCACAUUGACCGAGGAGGGAGCUAAGAGUGCAGAGGCCACCAAGGAGAGCAGCAAGUUUCCAUUCGGCAUCAGCCCGGCACAGAGCCACCGAAACAUCAAGAUCCUAGAGGACGAACCCCACAGUAAAGAUGAGACCCCACUGUGUACCCUUCUGGACUGGCAGGAUUCCCUCGCCAAGCGCUGUGUCUGUGUCUCCAAUACCAUCCGAAGCCUGUCGUUUGUGCCCGGCAACGACUUUGAGAUGUCCAAACACCCAGGGCUGCUGCUGAUCCUGGGCAAGCUGAUCCUCCUACACCAUAAGCACCCAGAGCGGAAGCAGGCACCACUGACUUACGAGAAGGAGGAGGAACAGGACCAAGGGGUGAGCUGCAACAAAGUGGAGUGGUGGUGGGACUGCUUGGAGAUGCUCCGGGAAAACACCUUGGUCACGCUUGCCAACAUCUCGGGCCAGUUGGACCUCUCCCCAUACCCUGAGAGCAUUUGCCUGCCUGUCCUGGACGGACUCCUACACUGGGCCGUCUGCCCUUCCGCUGAAGCCCAGGACCCCUUCUCCACCCUGGGCCCCAACGCCGUCCUCUCCCCCCAGAGACUGGUCUUGGAAACCCUUAGCAAACUCAGCAUCCAGGACAACAAUGUGGACCUGAUCCUGGCCACACCCCCCUUCAGCCGCCUGGAGAAGUUGUAUAGCACCAUGGUGCGCUUCCUCAGUGACCGAAAGAACCCAGUGUGCCGGGAGAUGGCCGUGGUGCUGCUGGCCAACCUGGCUCAGGGCGACAGCCUGGCAGCCCGCGCCAUCGCCGUGCAGAAGGGCAGCAUCGGCAACCUCCUCGGCUUCCUGGAGGACAGCCUCGCCGCCACGCAGUUCCAGCAGAGCCAGGCCAGCCUGCUCCACAUGCAGAACCCACCCUUUGAGCCGACGAGUGUGGACAUGAUGCGGCGGGCUGCCCGCGCACUGCUGGCCCUGGCCAAGGUGGACGAGAACCACUCGGAGUUCACGCUGUACGAGUCACGGCUGUUGGACAUCUCAGUAUCGCCGCUGAUGAACUCCUUGGUUUCACAAGUCAUUUGUGAUGUACUGUUUCUGAUUGGCCAGUCAUGACAGCCGUGGGACACCUCCCUCCCUGUGUGUGUGUGCGUGUGUGGAGAACUUAGAAACUGACUGUUGCCCUUUAUUUAUGCAAAACCACCUCAGAAUCCAGUUUACCCUGUGCUGUCCAGCUUCUCCCUUGGGUAAAAAGUCUCUCCUGUUUCUCUUUCCUCCUCCUCUCCACACCCCUCACCCCCCACCUCACACCUUUCUGUUCCUUGUCCUCACCUUACCCCCCUGAGGACCCCACCCUGUUUGAAAAGACAAAGCUCUGCCUACAUAGAAGACUUUUUUAUUUUAACCAAAGUUACUGUCGUUUACAGUGAGUUUGGGGAAAAAAAAAUAAAAUAAAAAUGGCUUUCCCGGCCCUUGCAUCAACGGGAUGCCACAUUUCAUAACUGUUUUUAAUGGUAAAAAAAAAAAAAGGAAAAAAUACAAAAAAAAAAACCUCUGAAGGACAAAAAAGGUGACUGCUGAACUGUGUGUGGUUUAUUGUUGUACAUUCACAAUCUUGCAGGAGCCGAGAAGUUCGCAGCUGUGGACAGACCCUGUUCACUGGAGAGGCCUGUGCAGUAGAGUGUAGACCCUUCCAUGUACUGUACUGUACACCUGAUACUGUAAACAUACUGUAAUAAUAAUGUCUCACAUGGAAACAAGAGAAGCGCUGGGUCAGCAGCAAGCUGUAGUUUUUAAAAAUGUUUUUAGUUAAAUGUUGAGGAGAAAAAAAAAAAAAGGCUUUUCCCCCAAAGUAUCAUGUGUGAACCUACAACACCCUGACCUCUUUCUCUCCUCCUUGAUUGUAUGAAUAACCCUGAGAUCACCUCUUAGAACUGGUUUUAACCUUUAGCUGCAGCGGCUGCGCUGCCACGUGUGUAUAUAUAUGACGUUGUACAUUGCACAUACCCUUGGAUCCCCACAGUUUGGUCCCCCUCCCAGCUGCCCCUUUAUAGUAUGACGAGUUAACAAGUUGGUGACCUGCACAAAGCGAGACACAGCUAUUUAAUCUCUUGCCAGACAUCGCCCCUCUUGGCGCGAUGCUGUACAGGUCUCUGUAAAAAGUCCUUGCUGUCUCAGCAGCCAAUCAACUUAUAGUUUAUUUUUUUCUGGGUUUUUGUUUUGUUUUGUUUUCUUUCUAAUCGAGGUGUGAAAAAGUUCUAGGUUCAGUUGAAGUUCCCUGAUGAAGAAACACAAUUGAGAUUUUUUCAGUGAUAAAAUCUGCAUAUUUGUAUUUCAAACAAUGUAGCUAAAACUUGAUGUAAAUUCCUCCUUUUUUCCUUUUUUGGCUUAAUGAAUAUCAUUUAUUCAGUAUGAAAUCUUUAUACUAUAUGUUCCACGUGUUAAGAAUAAAUGUACAUUAAAUCUUGGUAA
This is a messenger RNA of Mustela erminea (ermine), 10858 nucleotides long. RefSeq names its product AT-rich interaction domain 1A (gene ARID1A). Bases 3809 to 9502 code for a protein of 1897 amino acids. Lineage: Eukaryota; Metazoa; Chordata; Mammalia; Carnivora; Mustelidae. The transcript has 20 exons. Gene Ontology annotation, biological process: regulation of transcription by RNA polymerase II; chromatin remodeling; positive regulation of DNA-templated transcription. The record is from RefSeq and is a predicted model, not a curated record. Gene Ontology annotation, cellular component: nucleoplasm; nBAF complex; brahma complex. Gene Ontology annotation, molecular function: DNA binding; nucleosome binding.